UCUAUCAUACCAAGUUAUCUUCGGCGGAGAAAAAUGGCUCCAAAUAUUGAGACGUUGACGAUACAUAUACAAUAUUAAUUCCUAAAGGCAUUGCUGUCCGGAUGAACUAAGUUAUAUUUAGUCUACUUCGCAAGGGACUUUUGGGACAUCACCCGAUGCGGCGGCAGAUGAGAUCAAGUUAUUUGUUUUAUCUUUAUUAUUUCAUUACCGAGCUUAAAAAUUACCAUCUUCCUCAUUCUGUUCACUUGUACAAUGCUUUCGACAUCGCUGAUCCCAACAGUAUGCAGGAAGCGUGACGCAUAUAAGCUUAGUAAUGAGUAACGUGACCAUAGCGGUUCUCGGUAGCUUGUAAAACAUUCUCAACUAGACUCAGGUUUUUCACUCCGUUCCAUGCUCGUUGCAAGACUAAAGAGGCUAAGUUAUGCUAUUUGCAGAUUGUCUUCACGCACAUACGUGUUGAACGGUGCGCCUGCCAAGAUGAAAACGAUCUUGAUUAUUCAUGCGAUAUUUCCACAGUCUAGUUUCCCGAAACGCAUAAUUAUAGAACCCACUCAACAAGGUAAACGUUUGUUUCUUUCACUUUAUAAAAUUAUUUACCAGAGAAAUAGCUGAAUGAAGGCAAAUAACGACUUACAAGGAGGAACAUAGAGUGUGCUACGUAAACACGUCACAAUACGUUCAGAUUUUAUUUUUGUGAUUAUUUUCACUUAUGUCACUCGAUGUUUGUUUAUGAGCCUUGAACGUGCUUGUAAGGGAUGGAACGGAAGGAAAAAUUGAUUCAAAACCGAAAUCUCUCUUGGAUCACGUGACGAUCAUACAUACGAAAAUAACUCAGUGUUAACAGGUCUAUAAAAGAAAAGUGCCCUUUCGUUUCUGAUCAGAUUUAUGAUGGCGUUAUCGGCUGGGUUUCUCCGAGCGUUUGGAUUGUUUCAAGUUUCUUUGGUCGUUCUUGGAUCCGGUCUUGUUUACGCUGAAAAUAAUUCUUCACCACGAUUUCCAGUUGGCGAUCCACGAAACUGUCCUCUUACAAACGGAGUUUAUCGCUUCGAGGUUCUUCCGGGAGGCGGCUGGGACAACUUAAGAAAUGUUCAUAUGGGCGCUGUUUCAGUGAUGAAUUACUCCAAGUGCAAGACUUCAGACGACGGCAAGUAUCUCAUUCCCGAUGAUGUGAUCCUGUAUCCUAUCAAGGAGAGCAAAGUGCAUGUAUUUGCUGAAAUGUACGAUCACUGGCACAACUAUUCGUCCACCACAACGAAGUCUAUCAAUGCGGAAGCUUCGGGAAAAUUUGGUUUUGGAAGCAUAAGUGGUUCGUUUUCUUCUGAGUUCGAAUCAGUGAAGAAACAUCAAGUGGAAGAUAAGGCCGUAACCACUCGAGCACAACUACGCCAUGUUUUAUACACGGCGAAACUCCAGCCCGAUGCUCCUCUACAGGCACCGUUCAAGUCCCGUUUGCUCGAGAUCGCAUCUCACUUACAGCAUAUCAAUACUGCCUAUGCGAAUUUUCUCGCCCUAAAAUUAGUUCGAGAUUUCGGAACGCAUUAUGUUACAGGCGUCAAGGCCGGAACAGCCCUGGCCAAAGUGGAUCACUUGACAAAGAAAUUCGUUGCUGGUUUCAGUGAUGAUAAAAGUAAGAUCACAGCCGCCGCGAGUGCAUCUUUUUUGGGAAAGUUUGGAGUCGGUGCUGGCUAUACUCAGACAACAGACAAAAAAGUUUUGGAUGAAUACACACAGAACAUCGUUUAUUCCACAGUAUAUACAUUCGGUGGACCUCCAUUCAGGAUGAAUUUUACCAUUAAUAAAUCGGAAGACCAACUAUCGGAUGAGCUGGUUGCAGUUGAUCGGUCCGGAGACCCUCUUCAUUUUGCAAUUACACCCAAAAGUGUACCAGAAUUGUCCGAAGAACUGGUCUUCAAACUAGCCAACGUUGUCGAAAAAGCCAUUAAACAGUACUAUGAGCACAAUACUAUUAAAGGAUGCACCAAAAUGGACUCUCCGAACUUCAGCUUUCAGGCCAACCUCGACGAUGGAUCUUGCGAGAGCCCAACCAAUAACUACACCUUCGGGGGCGUUUAUCAAACGUGCCAAUGUGAUGGCUCUCCAUCCAGUAAUCCAUGUGAAUCCUUUCUCCAGAAGAACCCUCUCACGGCCAACUACUCUUGUAGUAAUGGUUAUGAACCAGUCAUGCUACAUCAAGGUCGCACACCCGAAAGCUGUCAUCGUGAGUGCCACGGAUGGUGGAUUUUUAAAAGCUGCGACACUCAUUGCAGAUUCGCCAGCUGCGACACCUACUGGUGUGUUGCUAAAGGUUUUGUGCCUCGUAAUACAGGAUAUCUCUUUGGUGGACUCUACAGCAAUGUGUUAAAGAACCCAGUCACACAAGAUCACAGCUGUCCAGCGAAGUUUUACGCCUUGCGCUUCGGAACCACCAUGCAAAUUUGUGUGAGCGAUGACUACGAGCUAGGCUUCCAGCAGUCAGUCCCUUUUGGUGGCUUCUUCAGUUGUAAUACUGGUAAUCCUCUCGGUGUAAAGAAAGUAGCGGACAGUACCAAGGGAUCAAACGCUCGGUGA
Messenger RNA from Pocillopora damicornis (cauliflower coral), 2568 nucleotides. RefSeq names its product macrophage-expressed gene 1 protein-like. Gene Ontology annotation, biological process: defense response to bacterium. The record is from RefSeq and is a predicted model, not a curated record. NCBI's taxonomy places the organism in Eukaryota, Metazoa, Cnidaria, Anthozoa, Scleractinia, Pocilloporidae.